This is a messenger RNA of Nematolebias whitei (Rio pearlfish), 994 nucleotides long. It is a transcript of the gene pusl1, whose product is annotated as pseudouridine synthase like 1. Gene Ontology annotation, biological process: tRNA pseudouridine synthesis. The record is from RefSeq and is a predicted model, not a curated record. NCBI's taxonomy places the organism in Eukaryota, Metazoa, Chordata, Actinopteri, Cyprinodontiformes, Rivulidae. Bases 1 to 894 code for a protein of 297 amino acids. Gene Ontology annotation, molecular function: RNA binding; pseudouridine synthase activity. The transcript is spliced from 8 exons.
AUGCACAACAGGGCGCGCUAUCUAAUCUUUUUUCAGUACAUUGGGAAAAAGUACAGCGGUGUGGUGAGCGUGGCUCGACAUCAGCCUGGUAAAACAGGAGUUCAGGACCACUUGGAGGAAGCACUCCAGCGGCUAAAACCACUCAGUCCUGUGUCUCUGCUGGUGUCCAGCAGGACGGACGCGGGCGUCCACGCCCUCUCCAACUCCGCUCACUUCGACCUCCAGCGCAGGAACAACAUGCCUCCGUUUACCGAAUACACUCUUGUCGAGGCUUUAAAUUCCCACCUGAGCACAGAACAAAUCAGGGUCACUCGAGCUCACCGUGUUCCUAGUGACUUCCACGCCCGUUUCCGUGCUCGGUCUCGGACCUACCUCUACAGAAUAGCACUGGGUGUCUCCAACUACAAUCAUCUUCCACUCACAGAGUGUGAUCUGUGCUGGGGCCUCCGCAACAAAGUGCUGGAUGUGGGAGCCAUGCGGGACGCAGCUUCCCUGCUGGCUGGGACUCAUGAUUUCAGCAGCUUUGCAGCAAACAGCCAUGAAGAAGUGUAUAAAAGUCCUGUGAAGACGAUGGCUGUGGUUUCCAUACAGACAGGGAACUCCUUCGCACAUUCAUACUUUCACAGAGAGAUGCCAUUGUUGGAGCUGACUUUCAGAAGUCAAUCAUUUCUCUAUAAACAGGUGCGGAGGAUGACCGGAGCGCUGGUGGCAGUAGGUCAGGGCCGCAUGUCCCUGUCUCAGCUAGCAGACAUUCUGGAGGCUCGGGACACUCGGGCCUACCCUCAGAAUAUUCUUGCUCCAACUCGCGGCCUCUUCCUCACGAGCGUGGACUACAAAGAGUCAGACCUGCAGUUUUCAGAUCAGCUGACCUCCACUGAAAAUGCAAAAGGUUGAUGCUCCCUCCAUCCCUCUCAUUUACCUGCUUUUCUGUUCUGGGUCAGCUGGUGCCCAUCUCCAGCAGUCACCGUGAGAGGUACAAGUUACUCUGGUUUCC